Messenger RNA from Pollicipes pollicipes, 632 nucleotides. RefSeq lists its product as uncharacterized. NCBI's taxonomy places the organism in Eukaryota, Metazoa, Arthropoda, Thecostraca, Pollicipedomorpha, Pollicipedidae. The transcript has 6 exons. The coding region runs from base 129 to 632 and encodes 167 amino acids. The record is from RefSeq and is a predicted model, not a curated record.
UUAGUUCAGUUGUGUUCUGCCACAUUUCGCGGUCUUGUUGACAGCAGGUACCAUUGCUGCGCGAAUUACCGGGGAAAAUAGGUAGAAGUCGCAAGCCGCUGCUCAUAUUGUGCAACACCCCUGCUACAAUGCAGCUGAUGAAAGUGCUGAUGGAGGAGACCAGGGUCCCAAAGGCCCAGCAGCGCCUGUUCCAGCAGUCCUUGCGCUCCGGCCAGCCGCUGCCGACCUUCGAUCGUUCUGUUCGGCACCGACCUCGGCCGUCCCGGCCUGCUACCCGCGAGCGGACGGAAAGCACGUGCGGCCGCCGAAGCCAGGACACCAUCAGCCGUCUAGAGAGCGGCCAGCCGCCCGUCUACCGGCCGGUUCCAGGACGUGACCGGGACGCCGAGCGGGAGCGGCUGGCGUACGUGAUGACCCACGGCCGCGAUGAGCUGCCGCUGGCCGGCGCCGCCGACUCGGCCGAGCCGGACAACAGCGGGGGUGUGGCGGGAGGUGGAGGAGCGGCAGCAGUUCCUGCGGAGAUGCGCCAGCUGGGCAGAGCGGACGAGUACGAGGCCAGUCAUCCGCGCGAGGUCGCCCGCAUCGUGAAGGAGAUGGAGCAGCUGUCAGCGAGAGGAGCGGCAGUGACUUGA